Messenger RNA from Aspergillus calidoustus, 1707 nucleotides. Lineage: Eukaryota; Fungi; Ascomycota; Eurotiomycetes; Eurotiales; Aspergillaceae. The record is from the annotation of a GenBank genome assembly.
AUGAAGUCUUUUUCAAGCUCCGUCAUCAAUAAGUCGGGCAAGAAGUUUGCUCCAAAGGCGCCCGUCCGACGCGCCGCUCCAGCCCCUCCGCCUCGAGUGCCCUCAAGGCGCGCUAGCGUAGCUUCUCAGGCAUCAGUAUCCCAUCCACCGGGGCCUGCAAGCGAAACAGCAACACCCGAGCCCCCUCCACCCUCCACUUCAACAGUCGAACCGCCCACCUCAUCCCAGUCUGCCAUUCCUCAACCCACAUCCAUCGCGGCCAGCAUCGAACAAGGCCCGAGCGACCAACGCGCAACCGCUAUUCCGAUCCCUGUUCCGAAGCGAAAAGCCUCUUUCUCCGUGCCUAUCACCCUACCUACCAAAGAUGUCUCGGCUUCCUCGCACUCUCCUCCACCGACAAGCAUUGCAGCGCCAGAACAGCAAAGCGACAGAAUCGCAGAGACAAGUGAGGUAGUAUUUGAGGCCGCUCAAACCGGAGAAGGUCAUGAGAUUCGCUCUGUCGCCACCCACAAUGAGGAAGUCGCACCUGAAGUUCGACCGGCAAAACGUCCCAAGGCUACGGUCGAAAGCGUACCAACAAUUGGGCUAGAUCAGCCACCAGAAGAGGCCAUCCAGCUUGUGACGCCUCCGGCAACGCAACCGCUGGCACUCGUGGCACGCAGUGAAAGCCGUGAUGAAUCUGAAUCGCAGCCUGCGGCUCGGCGACGUAGCAGCACGGCCAAGUCAGAUGGUCGGGCGUUGGGUAAAAGGUCGACCAGCAAUGACACGGGAGCGGCGCCAAAAAAGCCGAAGAGGCGCCGAAUGCGAAAGCGGGAACCCACGCCCGAGGGCGCAGAGCUGAUCCAAAUUGCGCCCUCUGUUGUCAAAAUGUCAGAUUUGUGCAAGGAUACGCGCACGGGGAAAAGGUCCAAGCGUGAAACGGAGCUUCGCGCACACGAACUAGCUGAGGCGGAGCGGAGGAAAGCUCAACAAGAAGAGGGGGCGGCGCCAGAUCAGACUCCAGUCAAGCAAAUCCCAACUGAGGCUUCCCCCACUGCUGAGGUAAACCAGACACAAGGGAACCAGGCUUCACAAGCUGGUCCCGUCAUGCGAAUCGUAAAUGGUGAAAUCGUGCUUGACCAUGCUUCUUUACAAGUCGACCGACACGCAGACGCGGAGAGGAAUGGGGGAGACCUUGAGGACGUUAUAGAAAACUCACUUACUAGGAAGAUCAAUCAAGCUACCUACGGAAAGCGCUCCAAGACUGAAUCCUGGGAUGAAGACAUGACAGACUUGUUCUAUCGCGGUCUAAGGAUGUUUGGGACCGAUUUCAUGGUAAUCAGCAAGAUGUUUCCCGGUCGAUCCCGGCGUCAGAUCAAGUUGAAAUUCAAUAAUGAAGAGCGCCGCGAUCCGCAAAGGAUCAAGGAGACUCUCUUGGGGCCCCGGGAGACGAUUGACAUCCAGACCUAUUCUGAAAUGACCAACACUGUCUACGACGAUCCACGAGUGAUCCAGCAGGAGCUGGAUGAGGAGAAGAAGCGGAUUGAAGAACAGCACGAGACGGACAAGAAGGCUCAGGAGGAUCUUCUUCGCAACCCGGAUGGCCUGGAGGGCAGCAACGCCAAUGGAACUGACAAGACGGCAACCAAGAGCAAACGCAAUAAUAAGAAACAGGCUCGAGAUCUAGGUGGCGGAACAGAGGAAAUCCUGGGUUCUUUGGAUGAUUGA